AUGCAUGGGUCUGCCUUGGGGGAGUUCUCUGGAAGAAAUUUUCAAAAUAUGAUGCUAGUACAUAAAGCCAUAGUGAAAACUUUGGUUUCGCAGAAUAAGCGAUUGCUUGAGGAGAAUGAGAAGUUUGUGAAAGAGAAUGUUAUGAAGAUGGAGGCAACUUUUCGAGAAGUGAAAGAUUUGAAGACUUUGAUUUUGAAUGAUAACUCGGUUCACAAUGCAAAUUUUACUUCUUAUAUAAACACUUUGGUUGCACAUUACGACACUGAAGCACAUAUGGUUGAUGAGAUCUAG
Lactuca virosa is the source of this 291-nucleotide messenger RNA. Lineage: Eukaryota; Viridiplantae; Streptophyta; Magnoliopsida; Asterales; Asteraceae. The record is from the annotation of a GenBank genome assembly.